Xylaria bambusicola is the source of this 2188-nucleotide messenger RNA. Its product is annotated as Sucrase/ferredoxin-like-domain-containing protein. The transcript has 3 exons. Lineage: Eukaryota; Fungi; Ascomycota; Sordariomycetes; Xylariales; Xylariaceae. The record is from RefSeq and is a predicted model, not a curated record. The coding region runs from base 540 to 1727 and encodes 395 amino acids.
UUCUUACAUCAUCGGCAAUAACAGUAGGUUGGAUAUCCGUCCGCCUAAUCUGACUCUUCUUCUCUCUUGCCUUGCAGGGUAUUUAUCUAUUAUGGGACAUGUUCUGUUAUCAUUCAUAGGCUCGAAGGAUUUCGCUUGAACAGUGCUCUCUUGCUUCUAAUCACGAAAUAAAUCUCUAACUGGUUCUUCAGUACUUACGUGUAGUUCAUUUUCCCAAUAUAGAUGCACCUAUACUCGACCAGCCAACAUCGUUACCGGAGACCGAGCGUUCAGCCAUUUAUUACAGCAUCUUCAGGCAAUCCCGUUCGCCGGACUUGCAGGGUAGGCCAUUAGCACAAACGGCUUUAACCUUCUGCUCUAACCUCCGUUAGUUAUUUGUAAUCAGUCAAUAAUCAUUGCUUGCGUCCACACACAUAGGGCCCAGGGAAACAGGAGGCUUAGUGCUGCCUCAUAACUUCGACCGACAGACCAAUCUACUCAGUCCAGUAAGAAGGGGAUACUAGUGAGUCUAGGGCGAAUUAAGUCGCCCACUCUUUGCAAUGACGGCUGGGACUCCCUCUGCUCUGCAACAGCAGCAGCGACAGCCGCCUCUAAAACAGAAGAUGGCUUUGGGAUUCAAGUCUUUGCUCGGCAGCGCACGGCGCUUUGCUACCGGAGAAGAACCCCCCACGGUCGCUGACGUCGCCGAGUUGUUCUCAUCCACGGAUCCCGCCAUUGAUGGCGAGGAUUGCACGCAUGACUGCGAGAGCUGCCAUGUCUCGUAUCCCCGUGGCUUCAAGGUUGAGGAGAGUGAUAUGUUGUAUGGUCAUGUGAAGGGCUGGAGCACACAUGUUAUUGUUGCCACUGGCAAGACGGACUGGGUGCGCGACGUUGAAGAUGAGAAAGGAAGUGUCAUGGAAGCAUUCGGCGCAGCUGUGAAACCUUCAAACGGGCGCCUCAUGCUCUCCGCUUCGAACAUGCCUACACCCUCGCACACAUCGGAUUACUCCGAGCCUACAACCGCUAUACUUCUGCCCGCCUUUACUGUCAUCGAAAACAUCACACCUGCUGCUGUCCCUCUCCUAAUAUCCGAGUAUAUCAACCAUGCGCCGACGUCCAAGUCACCCCUUGCGCCCAUCACAUUGCCGCGAUCGCUCCCUCUUCCGAGCCUACCCGACGCACAACAAUUACUAGCCCGCCCCUCCCCACACCGCGCCCUCAUCCUUCUCUGCUCCCAUAAGACGCGCGACGCUCGCUGCGGACAAAGUGCGCCUAUACUUCGGAAAGAGCUAGAACGGCAUCUGCGACCCCUGGGCCUCUUCCGUGACCUCGACGACGAGCGGCCUGGUGGCGUAGGUAUCUACUUCAUAAACCACGUCGGAGGCCACAAGUACUCGGCCAACAUGAUGGUCUAUCGCCGCCCAGACGCCUUUGGUGUGGAUGCUGUACAAAGGGGUAAAUUACCUCUAAACGAGGAAAUUCAGAUCAAGAAGGCUGUGCAGAAGAAGACGGAGACGCCCGUCGUCGACGAUGCCGAGGGCAUGACGAAUGAGGGCAAGCCGAAACAGGAAAAUGGCGGAGACGAAGACGACGAUAUGGGCGCUGGCCAGUGCAUCUGGCUUGCCCGCAUCCGGCCCGAGGACUGCGAGAACAUCGUAAAGUAUACCGUCCUUCAGGGGAAAGUGGUGAAACCUGAUAGUCAGCUGCGUGGCGGUUUCGAUCGAGCCAAAGGCUUGAUGAGUUGGUGAUGGAGAACUUCCGAGCUGAACACAGAAAGAGAUGAAGAAAAAAAAAAAUCACAUAACAGCCCUCAUCCUUUUUGCUUCGCAUACUUACUUAGACUUUAUUGUUGCAAGAUCAUGCGCUACUGGCUAGAUACUUGGUGCCGGGAACUGAUUCUGGAGGGGGAAAGACCCUAUUGAAAGCGCAGAGCGCCAACUUUAGCUCCAGAGGAGCCAUCGCAGUUCGCAGCUCAUCUUUGACUUUAGACGGACUAGAAUCAAAAGACAGGCUGUUGCAGUUAGUUACUACUAUGUAGAGUAGACGUAGAUAGAUGCUUAGGCAUCUAGAAAAACCGCGGUGUACACCACUAGUGAUUCUAUUAGCGAAUAAUAGAUAAGGCAGCCACAAUAGAUGACAAUGUUUUCAUUCCCGUGCUUCUGAGUGAUUAUAUUAUUGCUGAAACCAUGUGUUGUUGCGGUUGCUCAGG